AUGGCCCCUUCUCAGAGAGCCCCCCCCCAGCAAAUCAACUGGGAGAGACUGGCUAGAGGCCUGGCUUUGCUUUUUCUGGCUGCCGCUUACUCUCCAGUGAUUGUCUUGACCCUUUCCCCGGUGUAUGGAUCCUAUCCGUCUACCUUGUUCCACGUCUGGGGAACACCGGUUGCUGGCGCCGCAGGAUGGUUCCUGAAGGACUACAUCAUCGGCCUGUCGCGUCGACAGGCUCUUUAUUGGAUUCCGGUUGUGGCAUUCUGGAUUCCCACGGUGGAGUACUUCCUCUCGCAGCUGAGUACGACUUGGGGGACACCCGCCGGCCCUGCGGUCACUGAAAUGUUGACCUACUAUCCCUUGAUUCUUUUGUCGGUUGCCUGUGGUGGCAAGCUGAUUCAAUCGGCCUUGGAUCUGAAAAGCCGUGGUGAUGUUGUGGCUGAACAUGUGCCGUUUAUCGGCUCUUAUAUCGUUUACGCUAUUGGCGAGAAAUUUGCCAAAGCGUUCAUUGCCAAGGUUAUUGGUUCGAUGUUCUUGUUCUCAAGCACGGGUUUGCAGAUUCUCCUGGCUAUCCUGUAUGCUGCCACGGUUCCCUCAAAGUGGCUGCUCCUCGCGAUCCCAUCUAUCCUCUUUACGCUCACCUCCAACGUUCACCUUCCAUUGGGAUAUACAACUGCCGCCCUCAACUCGGCCCUCGCCGACGAGGGAUAUCAUCUGAUUGCCCGGCAAGAAUCAACAACGGGCUACAUCUCUGUUCUUGAUAAUUUAGACGAUGGAUUCCGCGUCAUGAGAUGUGAUCACAGCCUUCUCGGAGGACAGUGGACGAAUGCAGAGGGUAGCUACAACCCUGUCGUUCCGGAUCCCAUCUACGCUGUUUUUGCCACUCUCGAGGCCAUCCGGCUGGUUGAAACUGAGCAGGGCGAGCCUCGAACAGAUGCAUACAGCAAAGCCCUUGUCAUUGGCCUGGGAGUUGGGACCACCCCGGCAGCUUUGAUCAACCAUGGAAUCGAAACUACCAUUGUUGAGAUUGACCCUGUCGUGCAUAAAUUCGCUACUGAAUACUUCCAUCUGCCGCGCAAUCACAUUGCCGUCAUUGAUGACGCCCAGCGUUUUGUACAACGCUCCAUCGCUGAUUCAGAGUCAAAACAAUAUGACUAUAUUGUUCACGACGUAUUCACUGGCGGCGUUGAGCCUCUUCAGCUUUUUACUCUCGAGUUCUUCAAGGGGUUGGACGCGCUCCUCAGCCCCGACGGAGUGAUUGCCAUUAACUAUGCUGGAGAUAUUACCCGCUACCCUGCUGCGUUGAUCGUUCGCACGAUUCGGUCCGUUUUCCCAACCUGCCGCAUUUUCCGUGAAGCUGGACCCUCUGGCGAGUCCGAUUUUACGAACAUGGUUAUCUUCUGCAAAAAGGCCACAUCCACGCCCUUGAAAUUCCGAGCACCAGUCGAGGCGGACUUCCUCCGAAGCAAGGCGCGCAAGUCGUACCUUGUCCCUGAGAAUGAAAUCGACGUUACCAGGUUCGACACAAUCGAAAAGGGUGGAAGAAGAUAUCUUGUUUCCGAAGAAACCGAACGCCUGAAGCACUUCCAGGACCAAAGCGCCAUUGGACACUGGACCAUUAUGAGAAACGUGUUGCCUGACGCUGUUUGGGAGAGCUGGUGA
Molecule: messenger RNA, 1656 nt
Organism: Penicilliopsis zonata CBS 506.65
Lineage: Eukaryota; Fungi; Ascomycota; Eurotiomycetes; Eurotiales; Aspergillaceae
Exons: 3
Coding region: 1-1656 (551 amino acids)
Biological process (GO): polyamine biosynthetic process
Source: RefSeq, a predicted model, not a curated record